UUUUUUUUUUAUAUACGAGAUAGAGAUAUACACUAAAAUAAUAAGCUCUACUUUAUCUCUUUACCAUGGAUGGAAUAUAUGUUAUAUUAAAGCAUCCCAAAGCCCUACAUUCUUAUGCACCCAACAACAACAGAAAAGAAGAGCCAAAGCCAGCUAAACUGAAAUCACCCAAGGCAAGUCAUGUUUCAAAUCUCUCCUCAAGGUCAUGUAUCAUGCAUAAGUUGAAGACAACAAAGCCUACUUUUUAUCUUCUUUUUUCAAGCCACUAAAAUUCAAAAGAAAAAGAAAUACUUACCUGCUUCUGUGCUUUUCCUUUUGGUAGAUCUAUAUACAAAGAGAAGGAAUUUCCCAAAACAUGAUUCAAAAACUCCUAGGUGGCUCUUCCGGCUUUAAUUUUGGAGGAGGUGGCAGAAAAUUCUCCAUCAAUGGAACCAUUCUGGAUGGUACUAUUGCUGCUACACUUACUUCUUCUCCAUCAUCAUCACCUUCUCCUUCUUCCCUGACUUCUCCGUCGUCGACGACUACGAAUAACUCCGCUGCUGCUUCGGCUGCAAAGUCGGACCAGAGCCAGAAUUUGAGGUGUCCCAGAUGUGAUUCGUCCAACACCAAGUUUUGUUAUUACAACAACUACAACCUCACUCAGCCCCGUCACUUUUGCAAGACUUGUCGUCGGUAUUGGACCAAAGGGGGAGCUCUCAGGAACGUUCCUAUUGGCGGUGGGUGUAGGAAGAACAAGAACAGUACUACUGUUUCGACGACGAUGGGAAAAUCAAGUGCUUCUAAGAUGAAACCAGUAGUGUCUGAUAUUGGAAGAUCUGGUCAUGCAAACGGGUUCGAUCAUGAGAUUCAAUCGACUCCCAACCUUUGGGCUUCACCCCAGAGUUCUAAUCUUCUAGCCUUAUUGAGAACUACCCAAAACCCUAACCCCAACACUUUGUCUACUAAUAUCAAGGAAGAGAUGAGCUUGGUUGGAUCACAUGUCAUGAACGAUCCAGCUGCGUUAAAUGAUCGAACCCUAGGCUUGGAUCCUCUUAGCCACGUCCAUUCUCUUGGACUUUGCAGCCCUUUGUGGAGAAACAAUCAACACCAAGCUCAACUGCAACAACAGAACAAUAAUAAUAAUAGUAAUUAUGGAUCGUUCCUACAAGGUGAAGUUCAAAACACAGGGAUUCAAGAACUGUAUCAGAGGCUCAAAUCAUCAUCAAAUUACUACUCUGAUAGCACUGCAGUAGUUCUAAGCAAUGUGAGUUCUUCUUCUUCAUCUUCUUCAUCAGUUUUGGAGUCGGCUCCAAUUGCAGGUGGAGAAUUGAGUUACUGGAAUCCGCCAUUUUCAUCAUGGUCCGAUCUCCCAACACCUAAUGGUGCAUAUCCGUAAAGAACCCUUUUCUUUCCCUUUGAUCAUUUUAUCUCAGCUUUUUAAUAUGCUAAUGUUGUUGCAGUGCCUUCUAGUAUAUGAAUAUAUAUGGCUGUAUGGGUUUUCAA
This is a messenger RNA of Hibiscus syriacus, 1482 nucleotides long. RefSeq names its product dof zinc finger protein DOF1.1-like. The transcript has a single exon. NCBI's taxonomy places the organism in Eukaryota, Viridiplantae, Streptophyta, Magnoliopsida, Malvales, Malvaceae. Gene Ontology annotation, molecular function: DNA binding; DNA-binding transcription factor activity. The record is from RefSeq and is a predicted model, not a curated record. The coding region runs from base 356 to 1375 and encodes 339 amino acids. Gene Ontology annotation, biological process: regulation of DNA-templated transcription.